ACAUGGCUGUUGUUUACAGCUGCCAUGGCACUAAUUUCCAUCUUUAUAUUAACCCUAAGUAGUCACCUAGCAGCACCACAGUUGUCUGAGGAAGCCCUUACAAGUCUUGGGUGCUUUCACUUACCUCAAGACAAUGCAAACAAUCACACUCUGAAGUAUACUGUAGAUGGUACAGUGACUGGUGCUAGAUCUUGUGUAAUAGCCUGUCACCAAAAUCAGUAUCGUUAUGCUGGUGUUGUGGCAGGGAAUAAGUGCAUGUGUGGACUCACAUUCAGAGGUGAAGCUUCUGAUGAUUGCUCUGAAUGCAUCAAUGACUCACAAAACAUGUGUGGUGGGAGUAAGGCAGUUUCAGUCUAUGAAACAGGAGGCAGUGUUCCAGGAGCUCCAACUAAUCUAAAAGUACUCAACUCAAGUUCAGCAGGUUUGUAUAUAUCUUGGGAUGCUCCUCUCAGUGAUGGUAGUUCUGAAAUCCUUCAAUAUGAAGUUACUGCAUCUCCUUUGGAAACAUUGAGUGGUUUAGAGCCUCCUAUUGUGCGCACUUGGGAGUUGGGGACGGAUAUCACCAGCGCAUGGCUGUAUGGUAUUCAGUCAGCCACACAUUACGCAAUAGAAGUACGGGCUGCUAAUACUGCAGGGCUCAGCAUGCCUGCCACGACUGAAGGUUGGACCAGCAUUGCACCCCCACCAAUACCAACUCAGCCUGAAAUGCUAAGCAGAACACCUGAGACCAUCAACGUAAAGUUGCACACUGUGAGCCCUACUGGCGGGCCAAUCACUGCUUACCAGGUGGUGGUUGUUGAUGAAACUGUUGGAGCGAUCAUGAAUCCUUCAGCCCUGACAAAUUACCAAAAUGCAUCGGAGCAACAGCUGCCAUAUUAUAUAGCUGCCCAGUUUAGUGCUGAUGAGUUUCCUACAGUUUUUACUGUGGGAGAUAAGAAAACUUAUGGCAAUUAUUAUAAUGCUCCACUCAAAACAAAUGUGGACUACCACAUUCUUCUUGGUGUGAUCAGCACAAUGAACAAAACUUUAAAAUCAUAUUCUGCUUCUGAUCAUGGCCAACAUUCAGGCUCUGAAUUUGGAGGUGAGACUGGAAACCCAUUUGCAACACACCCAGAGUCAGCUCAUUCAGUUGUUCAUGGUAGAGACAUGCAUCACGAGCAGCCUGGCCAGGUCCAUGCCGUGCGGCACAAUGGUGGUCUUGUUCUUGGACUGUCAAUCAGUGUUGCAGUGCUGGGCUGCCUUGUGCUCAUUGCUGUUGUGAUCUACAUUGCUCUUCGUGUCUACCUUCGUUCUCCCAGAAGACCUGAUAAUCAGGAGCUCACUGCUAACUGUCAUGACAAUGGAGAGCUGCCCUCUGAUGGACUCUCACACUUCCUCAAUGAAGAGGACCUGCCAGAUCACUACAGCCGCCUCAAGCAGCGUGUUGCUGUCAUGCGUCCUGCCGACCUCACCAUAGUUGGGGAUGUUGGGCAGGGCACAUUUGGUGCCAUCAAGAAGCUCAUGUUGGACUGCUGGCAGCUGGAUCCCAGUCAACGGCCCCAACUGCCGGAACUAGAAGGCUCAUUAAACCAGCUGUCAGGAGAGGGUAGCCAUCUGCUAUUUGCCACGUACCCUGGUUUCCAGUACCAUCUUUAUGCUCCUCACCUUGAGUUCCUAGACUAA
Messenger RNA from Hyalella azteca, 1662 nucleotides. RefSeq names its product putative inactive tyrosine-protein kinase Wsck. The transcript has 3 exons. Bases 25 to 1662 code for a protein of 545 amino acids. NCBI's taxonomy places the organism in Eukaryota, Metazoa, Arthropoda, Malacostraca, Amphipoda, Hyalellidae. The record is from RefSeq and is a predicted model, not a curated record. Gene Ontology annotation, molecular function: protein binding.